Messenger RNA from Melampsora larici-populina 98AG31, 1388 nucleotides. RefSeq lists its product as uncharacterized. The transcript has 2 exons. NCBI's taxonomy places the organism in Eukaryota, Fungi, Basidiomycota, Pucciniomycetes, Pucciniales, Melampsoraceae. The record is from RefSeq and is a predicted model, not a curated record. Bases 36 to 1130 code for a protein of 364 amino acids.
CAAUAAAUGGUACAACAAAGAACACCUUAAUCAAAAUGAUGACUAGAAAAACUUAUUGUCAAUCUCUAUACAUAAUCUCAUCAUCAUCAUCAUCAUCAACACCAACCCCAUCACGCACAAAGUUUUCCACAAGUAGUACCACAAGAAACCCAACGAAUUUUCCAUUUCCAAACCAUCCUUAUCCAACACCUUAUGAAAUCUUUCAUUUACCAAAAACAGCCAACACGAUUGAAAUCAAAUCAAGAUAUUAUCAAUUAGUCAAAAUCCAUCAUCCCGAUCUAGGGUUUUCAAUCACUCAUCUUCCCAGCAGCAGCACCACAAAUCCAUCAAAAGCUCAUCAAACCGGUUCACAAAGUAUUGGAUCAGAAGAUCGGUUUAAGAAGAUUGUAGAAGCCUAUGAACUUUUAAAAUCUCCUUCUAGACGUCAAGUUUAUUUAAAUUCAGGUGAAGGAUGGCCAAGAUCUUCAAACUCAUCUAGCCGUGCUUCUCGUGCCCCUCCUUCUUCUUCCUCCUCCGAUCGACCUUAUCGACCGUUUUAUCCAAGUUCGUUAUGGGAUUGGACAUCAUCUAAUCCAAGAAAUGAAACCAAUCGAUAUACUACUUCAACUGAUGAUGAUGAUCAUUGGUUUUCAUCCCGAUACCAUCAAUCAUCUUCAACUUUUAAAGAACAAUGGGAACGUGAUGGAUUAUUUACCAAGAAUGGAAUCUUUAUUUCUUCACUAGGUUGUGUGGGUGUGAUGUUUUAUUGUUUUCAAGCUUGGAAAGUGAUGCCUUUAUUAGAUCAUAACAAAAAGUAUCAAGAUUCAAAUGGUUCUUCGAAUUUCAAUUCACAUCGAUCUGAACCUAUUGGUGAUAAAAGACUUGAUUGGGAAGCAUGGCAUCAAUCAAAUCCUACAGCUUCACAACCUACCCCACAACCGUCUAUUCACACCAGCUCAUUAUCUCCCGAACAUCAUGGGUCUUAUCCACAUCCAUUGGCACCUACAUCGUACAUGGACGUGAUCAACAGACGAAGUCAGAAUGCGGCCAAAGACCUCAAGGCCGCUCGAGCUGCUGCUAUUUCUCCUAGUCAUCUUGCAGGAGGCAAAUCUAUCACACCUGACCUUGUCUCAUCUCACACACGUUCAUGACAUAUCAUCCUCAUUGCGCGAUAGACUAGCUUCUUCUGCUUGCUUGGACUGAUCAGAAACUGUUUUUCAAGAUCCACAGAAGCCAUACCUAUCACAAGACCUAUACGAUCCGUAUCAAAUCAUGACCCCAAUCUUUUUUCUCUAUAUUUCGAUUUGUAUAAGAUGUGUGAUUUAUAAAUUAUGGAAUAUUGCAAUUUUAACCAUCUGUAAGUUUUAGUGUGCGAAACCUCAAAAGUAAAGAAUUUCAAAGUUACUUGU